Canis lupus familiaris (dog) is the source of this 933-nucleotide messenger RNA. It is a transcript of the gene OR1L6, whose product is annotated as olfactory receptor family 1 subfamily L member 6. The record is from RefSeq and is marked inferred. Lineage: Eukaryota; Metazoa; Chordata; Mammalia; Carnivora; Canidae. Gene Ontology annotation, biological process: G protein-coupled receptor signaling pathway. Gene Ontology annotation, molecular function: olfactory receptor activity; G protein-coupled receptor activity. Gene Ontology annotation, cellular component: membrane.
AUGGAAACAAAGAACUAUAGCAGCGAAUCAGGCUUUGUCCUCCUGGGCAUCUCUUCCAGUCCUCAGCUACAGAAACCACUCUUUGCCAUCUUCCUCAUCAUGUACCUGGUCACUGUCCUGGGCAAUGUACUCAUCAUCUUAGUUAUCCAGUCUGACUCCCGGCUCCAUACUCCUAUGUACUUUUUCCUCAGCAACUUGUCCUUCACAGAUAUCUGCUUCACAACAGUGAUUGUGCCCAACAUGCUGGCAAACCUACUAUCAGAGACCAAGGUUAUCUCCUUUGUGGGUUGCCUGAUCCAGAUGUAUUUCUUCAUGGCCUUUGCAAACACUGACAGUUACCUUCUGGCCUCUAUGGCCAUAGAUAGGCUGGUGGCCAUCUGCAACCCCUUCCACUAUGAAAGGGUCAUGAACCCACGGCGUUGUCUCCUCAUGCUGCUGGGCUCUUGCACCAUCUCCCACCUGCACUCCCUGCUCCGAGUGCUACUCAUGUCCCGCCUGUCCUUCUGUGCCUCUCAUGUCAUUAAGCACUUUUUUUGUGAUACCCAACCUGUACUAAAGCUAUCCUGCUCUGACACAUCCUCCAACCAGAUUGUGGUCAUGACUGAGACCCUGGCCGUCAUCACAACCCCCUUCCUGUGCAUCCUCUUCUCCUACCUGCGAAUCAUCAUCACUGUGCUCAGAAUUCCCUCUGCAGCUGGGAAGUGGAAGGCCUUCUCUACCUGUGGCUCCCACCUCACUGUAGUGGCUUUGUUCUAUGGGAGUGUCAUCUAUGUCUACUUUAGGCCCCUGUCCAUGUACUCAGUGGUGAAGGACCGGGUAGCCACAGUUAUGUACACAGUAGUGACACCCAUGCUGAACCCCUUCAUCUAUAGCCUGAGGAACAAAGAUAUGAAGAGGGGUUUGAUUAAAUUAAGGGACAGAAUUCACUCAUAG